Molecule: messenger RNA, 2602 nt
Organism: Pomacea canaliculata
Lineage: Eukaryota; Metazoa; Mollusca; Gastropoda; Architaenioglossa; Ampullariidae
Exons: 3
Coding region: 143-1534 (463 amino acids)
Biological process (GO): intracellular signal transduction
Molecular function (GO): protein binding
Source: RefSeq, a predicted model, not a curated record
UACAACAUCAGCACGUGCACCGACGACCAGCAGCUUUUGUCCUCGUCUAAAUGCUACGUGGAGUCUCAAGAACGCACCACGGGUAGCAUGAAUUCAACAUCUAUCAACGCUGACUAUUCGUCUAGCAGCUUUGACCAAAGACAUGGAUCUGGUGUCAGGGCGUAGAGACAAACCGGUAAACCUAAACUCAAGGGACAGCGAAGGAUUCACAUUGCUGAUGAGAGCUUUACAACAACCGUCACCUGAAGGUGAACUUGUGGACUUUAACAACAACACUCUAAGAGUUAUUAAACACUUACUGGACAGUGGGGUCGACCCUGAAGCCCGUUCUCCUGAUGGGACGACCGCUUUUGAAAUGGCUGUCCAGUGUAACAACUGGCCUGCAAUACUAGCUCUUCUUCCUCGAUGUGAGGUGAAGAUCGGUGACAAUGUUUUACUGACAGGGACACAGUAUCUUCAUGAGCUGGCUAAACAAAAAGAUAUUUGUGAAGAGAAGCUAAGGUCGUUUACGAAAUGUUUACUAGAACAUGACUUGAACAUCAAUGAGCUUGACAGUGAUUAUAAUUCUCCUUUGAUCCUUGCAGCCAAGCAACAAAACUGGAAUUAUGUUGUUGUGCUGUUACAACAUGGUGCAGAAGCAAAGGUAAAUGUCGACAACCAAUCUCUUUUACAUUUUGUUAUUGCUAACCAUAGAGACAUUCCUCAUGUAACUUUGACAAGUUUGCUGGAUGCGAUGCAAGGUCGGGGAAUUGACUUCAACAGUCUCGACUAUGAAGGAAAGACAAUCUUGUUUACAACGGAGGUGUAUUCUUCUAUCUCUUCUGGACAGGAUCCUUCUGGCUCAUUGUUUAGGAUGCUGGUCAAUAGAGGAGCGAAUCCUUUAGCUGCUGAUUCUGAGGGACACUCACUACUCCGAUUCGCCUUAGAUGUCAAUGAGGAUUUUGAAUUAAACUUACUGAAAUUUCUUGUGCAAACUGGAAUAACUACCUAUCAACCAGCCUUGACAGAAGCUGCCAGAACCAGAAUGGCUGUUUCCGCUUCAGUCUACUCAACUCCAUCUCCAACUCAAGCCGCCUUUAAAGUAGAAGAUGUCCAGGCCUUGAAGCUUCUGGUCGAAUCAGGUGCUAGUAACAACAGGGAAUUGUUUGAGCUCAGUUUGAAGUAUGAGAAAAAAAUUGUAACCAACAAGACAAGAGUAAAGACAGAAAUGAUGGACAUUUUGAAGCACGCUGCCUCUCAGCCUCGGUCUCUCAAGUCUCUGUGUCGCCUGACUGUCUCUCACGCUCUUGGCUGUGGCACCAGAAGGGAAGAGAAGGUCACGUGUCUUCCUGUCCCUCAACGACUUCAGCAGUACAUCCUGUUUCAUGAUAUACUGUCAGAAGAGCUUCAGACUCCAGAAGAAAUAUCUCAUCAUAAGCUGUCUAGGGGGAAUAGAGGAAUGUUUACCCAACCUUUCCGAAUAUUUGUUUGUUGUCACGGCUACGUCUUGUCACGAUCACGUCAACGAAACGUCCCUACUGUACGUAAACACUGAAUGACAGCAACUGGAGAAAAUGUCAAUGAUCACUUGUUUUGUGUGUUUCCCUUUUAAAGCUUUCUGCUUCCUUACCUCUGAAGACUUUUGGCGGAACAUGUUUUACACUGUCAUGUAGUUUAAAAACUUUCUAUUGCACAAAUAUAUAUUUUUGUAUGUGACACGUGAUCCCAAACAUAUUUUUCAUUUACAGGUGCUUCUCCAUGUCAGAAAAUAAAAGAUGUGAACACAACAAUUUACUGAAAAGUUACAAGUUAAAAAUAAUUUCUAAAGGUGACUACUGCCUCCUAAAAGCAGCGCUGACUAUUUCAUUAUGUCAUCAAUUGAGAUAUCACAGUUCAAAGUUUAUACUUAAUGCAUUACAUUGACAGAGGCACGUUCGACUGUAAAUGUUAUCUUCUAUUUUUAACAACUUACUGCUAUUCUUUCUGAUAAAAGAAACAUUUAAAUUUGUGAUUUACAAAAUGCCCCAUGAUAAACAUAACGGCGAUGAGUCGAAUGCCCCAGAUACCCGAUCCCCACCCCAAGUAUCGAUAUCAAGCGACCUCAUAGAGCUACAUGAAGAUAUCUAAUAUCAAAUCUCUGUGUGUCAUUAUUUUCUGCCUGUAAAGUUUACAUUUAACACCUAUCUCUCACUCUAAAUGAGAGGUCCAGCAUCUCAUUUAAAUUAUACUAAUGCUAAGGACUCGCAGAUGUCUAUUCAACUAUUGUCACUGAUGCUACCGUCAGGUGCAAUAACGACAUUAUGAACAAGAAGAAAUUUUAAGAUUUUUCCUGAGAGCUACUGUUACUGUUUAUGAGAACUAUGACAAAGCCUCCAUCUUAAACUGGUUUUUCUAAUCACGUGACUUACAGUGCGCGUGACUAUGUGAGCGGUUGCCCCAAUAAACAACCUCAAGAACGAACAAUGUAUAACCUUUGUGAGAGUAGGUCAUAAGUUCGUACUAUGCACAACAAGAUUACUGACAGUAGUUGAAUAUAGUUACAUUCAAUAGACUUGUUAUUUAUUUUUUAAGACAAUUGUUUUAAAGCAUUUCUUCAGAUUGUAGCAUUUUCAUAGCAGUUAAC